Molecule: messenger RNA, 2962 nt
Organism: Cuscuta campestris
Lineage: Eukaryota; Viridiplantae; Streptophyta; Magnoliopsida; Solanales; Convolvulaceae
Source: the annotation of a GenBank genome assembly
UGAAGGUACUCCUUACGAAAUUGAUUUUCUUCCUCCUGGGCUCCUGGCCUUCUUCUCCUUCUCCAGUAAACCCUAAAAAUUAAUUCAUCUGCAUUUUAGUUUUUAUUUAUUAUAUUUGAGAAAAGAAGAACGAGAGUAAUUGUGGAGAAUAUCCCAUUGUUUGGUCUUUGUUCUUAAAUUUUCGAUUCACCAACAAACCAUUUGCUCCGAACCCACUCCCGCCGUGUCUGAUAGAGAAAAGAGCAGAACUCAUGUCGCCGUGAGAUUCUGGUGUGGGAUUUGGACCUUCUUUUCUUUGGAAAUUUCAUGGGCGAUCUUAAAGUGCCUUUGGGCGAUCUUAAAGAGGCUUUGGGCGGCGCUGCAGAGGAGAGAGAAGCACCAUCACCGCCUUCGACGUCGAACCCACGACAGUCUUAUAUAGAGCCGUGGCGUUGGGUCAGGGCGGAGGAAGCUUCCAGACAGAUUAUUCAGAAGGUACAGCCAACGUCUGUCUCCGCAGAGAGGAGGCGAGCGGUCUUCGAUUAUGUUCAGAGGUUGUUCAGGGGAACUCUAGGACUCGAGGUAUUCUCAUAUGGAUCUGUACCACUAAAGACCUAUCUUCCUGAUGGUGACAUUGAUUUGACUGCUUUUGGUAAUCUGAUGGUAGAGGAUGCUUUGGUCAAUGAUAUGGUAUCAGUUCUUGAAGGAGAGGAUCAAAAUGAUGAUGCAGAAUUCACCGUAAAGGAUGUCCAGCUUAUUCGAGCAGAGGUCAAGCUUGUGAAGUGUAUAGUACAAAAUAUUGUUGUUGACAUCUCUAUUAAUCAAAUAGGCGGCCUCUGUACACUGUGCUUUCUUGAAAAGGUCGAUCAACUCAUUGGCAAAGAUCACCUAUUUAAACGCAGUAUUAUUUUAAUCAAAGCCUGGUGCUAUUAUGAAAGUCGAAUCCUUGGCGCUCAUCAUGGCUUGAUUUCAACUUAUGCUUUGGAGACUCUUGUUUUAUAUAUCUUCAAUCUAUUUCACUCCGUGCUGGAUGGUCCUUUAGCAGUUCUCUACAAGUUUUUGGACUACUUUGGCAAAUUUGACUGGGAGAAUUAUUGUAUUUGUUUAUCUGGUCCUGUCCGCAUAUCAUCUUUGCCAGAACUUGUGGUUGAGGUUCCGGAAAAUGAUGGUGGCGAGUUACUGCUCGACAGUGAGUUUCUUAGAUAUUGUGCCAACAUGUUUUCUGUUUCUUCGAGAGGGUAUGACAUGAACUCCAGAACCUUUCAACAAAAGCAUCUUAAUAUAGUUGACCCUCUUAAGGAGAACAAUAAUCUUGGCCGUAGUGUGAGUAAAGGAAAUUACUAUAGAAUACGGAGUGCAUUCACAUAUGGUGCCAGGAAGCUUGGGAGAAUACUUUUGCUGUCAGAUGAUGACAGCAUUGUUGACGAUGUUCAUAAUUUCUUUUCCAACACUUUAGGUCGACAUGGAAACGGACAGAGGCCAGAUGUUCAAGAUCCUAAUCCCAUUUCAGAGAUUGAUUUAUCUCAAUUUGAUGAGAUCAGUUCAAGAGGGCAAUCUGGUAAUCAUACUGACACCAGCACAAAAAACUAUAAUUUGGAUCCUUCUUAUGGAUCAUCAGACAAAGAAGCCAGAGAUGAAGAAGGCACACCAAGAGAUGCAGCGUGUCCAUAUAAACAUACAUCGGAGACUGUAAAACAGAAUCUAUUGGUUCAUCGCCUUUGUGGAGAUGCUACGGAACUAGCUACCUCAAAGACACAAGACCUUGAAUUGUGUAAUGGCUCAUCCAAACAUCCCAUCCUCACUUGUAAUGGAGAGGUGAAUAUAGGCAACUUGGAGAAGCAGUUCGAUGGACACGAAAACAACCACGAGUCUGAUUUACAACCAAAAUCUAAUGAUGAGAAGGGUUUGCAACAUGCGAAUUCUCUGUUGGACCUUAGUGGUGAUUACGAGCAUCAGUUAAGUUGCUUGCAAUAUGGUCGAUGGUGUUACGAGUGUACCUCAAUUGUGCCCACAAUGCUGAUUCCACCCCCACCCCCACCCCCAAUCAAUCCAUUUCAAAUCAAGUCAUGGAAUCCCCAACCCCUGCCAAAUUUCCAAAGGAAUGGCUUUUCUAACGGCGGUGUUCCAAACCCUAAUGGUGGUGUUUCAAACAGACCGGGCUUUUCUAAUGGCGGCGUUCCAACCCAAGCAUUUUAUACCUUAAGCCCCCCUUUACCUCCAAACAUUGCUUUUGGUGAGAUGCACAAGGCCCGAGGAACCGGAACAUACUUCCCGAACAUGAGCCGAUGCUUACAAGGUCACAGGCUGCCACCCCUGCCUUCAGUUAGGAGUCCAGCACCUGCCAUGAGGUCUGCUCACCUAGCCAAUGGGUGGAAUGCAACAUUUGACAGAGACUGGCAUGAGCUACCACCACCACAAUCACAAUCAGCUGGUGUUGAUUGUUUUGAAGUCCACAACCAGUCGUUCUCCCCUGGUGGCAACGGGUAUUGUCCAAACAGUACAAAUGGCACUGACCCAGUCAUUGAGUUCGGCACAGUGGGCCAUGUUCCCCCGCUCUCGCCCUCAUCAGAACGAAGCAAGCAACGCAAGCACUUCUCUUUGCCAAGCCAACAACAAUCAUCAAAUCCUAAUUUAAGUAGGGACACCGAUAGGGCUUCUCCUUCUCCGGUUAAAUCUGCUUACCACCUCAAAGAUGACGACGAUUUCCCUCCAUUAUCUGUCUGAAUACGGGUGGUGGGCGAGUGGACGAUUUCACAAAAACACAAAAACACUAUACAUAUGUUUGGCGCGGUUUCUCCGUUUCUGUAAUGCCAGUCAUUUGAAUCUCUUUGUACAUUGUGUACUAAUUCAGAAUAUGUUUUGCCAGCAAAGCUUCUGCUUUGCCAUUAGUUUGUCAUGUAAGUUGCCUUGUAUAGGAUUUUUUUUAAUAUUAAUUUUUUUUACAGAGGUUUUUUGUUUCUCCAUUACCAACUGUACUUACGAG